AUGAGCGUCGAGUCAUCUAAGAAAGACAAGCCAGGUUUUCGUGGCAUAAACGUUCGCUCUCGGCACCUCUACCUUACUUCGGCCGAGCUGGAGGAACGGGACAUGCAGUCUUCUGUGCCGGUUGUCCGCUCUGGCGAUUCCAGGCUUUCGGAGACAGGUAUCCCACUGGCAUCAACAAAGAUGUCUGAGCUGUCUCUGGGGCCCGGAACAGGAUCCCCGGCCAAAGCUCAGCGGCACCAGUGUCGCUUCUGUCCGUACGCAACGCAGCACCGAGGCAGCCUGGUGCUACACGAGCGAGUGCACACGGACGAGCGGCCCUUUCGGUGUCACCUCUGA
Rhipicephalus microplus (southern cattle tick) is the source of this 336-nucleotide messenger RNA. Its product is annotated as protein odd-skipped-related 1-like. The record is from RefSeq and is a predicted model, not a curated record. Lineage: Eukaryota; Metazoa; Arthropoda; Arachnida; Ixodida; Ixodidae.